CGUAUAACUAUUAACUAGAAGUGGAACAGUUUCAUGCUUUUAACUUCUCUGUUCCAGUUCUGCUACAACGAUUGCCGAGAUUUGAAAUUUCCGAAUGAUUCCUAUCCACAGAUGAAGGGUUAUUCAUAAUGCAGACCAAUCAAAGUUUUGACAUCUUUUUCUUUGUGUUGGAAUGAAAUCCGCAACAAAUUUGAUCCAGAAUCCCGCAUGUCAGUCAAGCUUUCAAGCUUUCAAGCUCCACCUCGUUCUGUCCCCAUCUGAAAUCCAUUAAAAUACAUUUGCGCCAUAUACUACAUACUGCGGGAGAAUUACAGUACAUACUACUAGUAGUAGAUCUACUGCCCAGAAUUAUCAACAACGAGGGAUGUCAUUCUCGGUAUCGUUCGUCCAGGAUCCCCCCGGAAUUAAGAAAACAGCAACCCAUGAUUUCCGAGAUGGGCACAGAAACAAGGCCCCGAACAAUGCUUGGCAAGCCAGCCCAUUCGGUUAACUAAAGGAAAGCUGCUGAACGACGUCAAAAACGGAGCCCUCGGAACCCAAAGCCCACGUCCUUACUUGCUAGUCUGCCCAAGGUCAUAAGCAUGUCGACCUGACUUUCAGUAUCAAUAACUACAGCUCUACAUGGGCAUGCCAAGAGAAAGAAAGAAAGAAAGAAAGAAAGAUCCCUUGAAACGACUUAUGCGAAAUAAUCGCAAAUGCAUCAAUGGAGAAGGCAUUGAAAAUCACACCACACUAUUUGAGAUAUUUGUUAAUAUAUACUAACCAAAGCAUCAUGCUCUACUACCUAUAUCUGACACAAAGAAACAUAGUGGAGUUAGCCACAUUUCUCAGACCUACAUACAUAUACAUACAUAUACAUACAUACGCACUCACGUUUCAAGUGACGUCCACAGCAAGUGGUCUAUCAACACGAGCUCCACUAUCGUAUUUUGCUGCCACACAAUCAAGAUCGGGAUCGUGGCGACUGAGGUGGCCACAAGAUUCAACAGACAGCAAACAAACAGCCUAAUCCGGGAGUUCAAGAAAAAAUAUCCAUGUCUAGUAGUUACCAGUCCUGAAAAUCGAAAGGUACAGCGGGGAACGCCGAGGAGCUUUCUCUACAAUUGCGUGCCUAUAAGAUGCUUACUUUUACUACAUACUCUGAUACUCAGGUUAGUACAAAUGUAUUUGACUCCAUCGUCCAUAAAACGCAACGUGAGACAGCUGGAUCAUCUGGAUGGGAUAAUUGUGGUGCGUAGUGGUGCGGUUCGCCGAUCGCCAAGUCCUGUACCUCAUCAUGUAUUCCCCUCCCCGCAGAACAGCAGAACAGAAGAAGACACAAGAGUCAAGACAGCACUUGGAUGUUCUGAUUAUCAAAGGACAUGGAUAGAUAGAUGUAUGUAGUAUUGAGUAUAGUAGAUCAUAAUUUCUACCCGGCUACUUAUUAAUCC
Messenger RNA from Hypoxylon fragiforme, 1430 nucleotides. RefSeq lists its product as uncharacterized. The transcript has a single exon. The coding region runs from base 704 to 1009 and encodes 101 amino acids. The record is from RefSeq and is a predicted model, not a curated record. NCBI's taxonomy places the organism in Eukaryota, Fungi, Ascomycota, Sordariomycetes, Xylariales, Hypoxylaceae.